AUGGAGGACGGAGAUAAAGCCUCCAUUUCUCAUAAUGAGAUGCCUGUGACUCCCGAGCCAAAUUUAUCUCCGCUAGUUGAGGAAGAGCCAGCCGGUGCGUACCAGGUGCGAUGGAAGACCCUCAUGGCUGUCUUCGCUCUGUCCAUGGCGAACUGUUGUGCUGCUAUAGCUAAUACGACGAACACCAUCAUUCACUUCCAAGUCAUGGAUUUGGGAGGCGCCGGCAAGCAAGCCUGGAUAUCGAAUGCUAAUCUCUUGGUGACUCUGGCCUUUGGCCCGGUCUUGGUCUCAAGGUCCAAAGCUGACUAUGAUAAGGGCUCUUUGAGUGAUCGAUUCGGGAAGAAAUGGUUCAUUGUCGUCGCGAGCGUUAUCGGCAUUAUCGGUUCCGUGAUCUCUGGCUCAGCCAAGUCCAUCACAACCAUCAUCAUUGGCAACAUCUUGACCGGCCUUGCCAACGCAGGCUGUAUCAUGGGUGUACCUGCGGGCCAAGAAGUAACUCCUAACAAACUCCGUCCUUGGACAAUGGGCUUCUCUCAGACUCUGGCGAGCUGUGCUGUUGUCGCUGGCACCCUCGGGGCCGGCGCUUUCGUCAAGUACCAGACCUGGCGAUGGUCUUACUACCUCAACGCCUUCGUCUACGGCACCACUACCGUACUGGUAACCUGCUUCUACCAUCCCCCGCCUACAACCCUGCGUCGACAGCAGUCGCGGCUCGACGACCUCUUCGCUCAAGUCGAUUACUUCGGAAUUCUGCUGUUUGUCGGGUCUAUCGCAUCCAUAAUGAUCGGAUUGACCUGGGGAGGAAAUACAUACCCAUGGAGUUCCAGCCAGGUUCUCGCAUCCUUGAUUAUCGGCUGCGUUGGCCUGCUCGCUUUCGGACUCUACGAAAGGUUGUUCACGCGCCAAGGUAUCUUCCAUCAUGACUUGUUCAUGUCUCGCAACUUCCCUAUCCUGCUGUUUGUCUGCGUUGUUGAUGGAAUGCUUUUGCUGGGCGUCAAUGUCGUCUUUUCGCAACAGAUUGCCUCCAUGUUCACAACAGAUGCCGUCAAGAUCGCCACUAUCCUCACUCCGUACCUGGCAACUUCCGCAUUUGGCUGCUUGCCCGCGGGUCUUAUGGCGCUACUCAACCCCAGCAGAUUAUCCUGGGCCUACGCUUUCUCCGCAAUGUUUGGAUGCGGAACUGCCGUCACCACAGUCAUUCCAGUCGUUGCAUUGUCUCUUUCUGUCCCUUCCUAUUUGCUUGGGACAGCAGGAACUCUCAGCGUGUCCGGUCGAGCCCUCGGUGGAGCCGUCGGUAUCACCAUCUUCACAUCCAUCUACCACAAUAAGAUGGGCACGGCACUACCAAAGGCUGUUGGCUCAGUUCUUGCAGCCGCGGGACACUCAAGCCUGCUUCCAGACGUGCUGUCCGCCAUCAACAGUGGGAACCCAACUGCUCUGUCACAUGUGUCUGGUUUGCCAGCGACACUGAUCCCUGAAGUCCUCGCCGCAAAUGACCAUGCCAAUACGUACUCGUGGAGGUUUGUGUGGAUUGCCAUCUCAGUCGUUGUGGCCGCAAAUGCUGUAGCUGCGUGCUUCCUCAAGUCGGUUGCAAGUCAAAUGAACAGUCAUGUUGAGUCUGCUCUGGAGGAUUCGGAUGUUCGUCGAAAGCAGAUGCGUGAUAUCUAA
Fusarium musae is the source of this 1668-nucleotide messenger RNA. RefSeq lists its product as uncharacterized. Gene Ontology annotation, biological process: transmembrane transport. Lineage: Eukaryota; Fungi; Ascomycota; Sordariomycetes; Hypocreales; Nectriaceae. The transcript is spliced from 5 exons. Gene Ontology annotation, molecular function: transmembrane transporter activity. The record is from RefSeq and is a predicted model, not a curated record. Bases 1 to 1668 code for a protein of 555 amino acids.